Molecule: messenger RNA, 3084 nt
Organism: Dentiscutata heterogama
Lineage: Eukaryota; Fungi; Glomeromycota; Glomeromycetes; Diversisporales; Gigasporaceae
Source: the annotation of a GenBank genome assembly
AUGUCAACUAGAGAACAGGACGAUCAUGUGGAAAUCAAAGUAGAAGAAUUUGGAGAUCAAGAACAUAAAAGGCAAAAUUUUUCACAUGGACAUGAGAUUAAGUUAGUUUGUUCGCCUAAUCUCAAAUAUAUUGCAACAUUAAGUGAAAAGGAUGAAAGCAUUCUUAUAUGGCCAGUUUUAGACAAUAAACAAUAUUUAGAUGCAAAUAAAAGUUUCAAAAUUUCAGAACUUGAUACAAAUGAAGAUGGCGAAAGUGUUUUUAAAUUGGAAGAGUUGUCUGAUGAUGCAUUAAUAGUCUUAAUAAGUGAAACUUCUUGUAUCAUGUAUGAUACCAAUAGAGAGGAAUAUGUUGAGAUUCCACAUUUUAAUGAACAGGUGUUACAAACAUCUGAAAUAUAUGUUUCUUUUUUUAAAAAUGGUUAUUUUGCAUUCAUCUUUGAAUCCAAAUUAUAUUUAUAUUCUGUUAUAACUAAGGAUUCAAAAACAUGUUUGCAAUGUAAAAAUAUUUUUGGGUUCAAUAUCGAACUUAAUCAAUGUACCUUAUCUAGGGAUGGGAAAUUACUGAUUGGAAAUGGAUUUUUCAAAUCUCAAUGGGAUAUAAAUUCUGAAAAAUUCGAAAUACAAUAUCCCGAUGCAACUGAUUUAAUAUUUAAUAAAUAUGGAAAUUUACUAGCGGUAUGGCACAAUCGCGAUUUAACACUGAAAAUUUACUCAGCAAAAACUGGUAUUAAAAUCUUGUCACGUAAAAUAAAAAUGAAUUAUAAGAAUCAAGAUAAUGAAUAUUUUCAAAUUAAUUUUUUAAAUCUGAGUGAACGCUUAUUAAUCUCUCACUUUACGAAUUCAAAAAUGCAAAAUUAUCUAACUGAUCCAUAUUCGGAAAAUUCGGAAAAUUCGGAAGAGAACACAACUAUUGAAUUGGAAUUAUAUGAUGAACUUAAUUCGAAAUUUGUUGGAUUUGUUCCCAAAGGGAUAUUUGAAAACAAGAUCAUAGGAAUUGCCAAUCGUAAAGUUCUGAUAUAUGAUUUAUUUCAGGGACAUUUUCAAAAUUAUCUGCGAGAACAAACUGAAGAUAAGAGCAAUAUCCAUUUCCUCAGCAUUAUGAAAGAAAUAUUAGAAAAAAUAGAAGAGGCAGAAAGUGAUAUUAGUCAUACAUUUAAAGUUGAUACAGAACUGAAAGGUCAAAUAAAGGGUGAGCAUAUGAAUCUAGUUAAUUGGGAAUAUGAUGAAAAUUCAGAUGGAAAAAUGGAAUUAUCGGCAAAGAAAGGCAAUAUAAAUCUUGCUAAAUUAAAUGUGACGGAUAUAUUCGUUGAAAAAGAUUCACUUAACUCUUUGAAUAUUCUUGCAUUUAAAUUAUUGACUAAUGAUGAAUUAAUGAUAAUAACAAAGUGGUACCAUUUAUCGAUAAGAGAAUUUACAAUUAUUGUGGCUUUGGAUAAUGAUAAAAGUAUCCGGAUAAAAUAUUUUUUUGAUACAAAUUAUUUGAAAAAACUCUUGAAGGUGUAUAAAGAUCUUUUGGAGAAGCGUAAUAUGGAUAUUGAGAUGGAUAAAGAUCUCUUGAAGAUUUAUAAAGAUCUCUUGAAGGUGUAUAAAGAUCUCUUGGAGAAGUGUAAGAUGGAUAGCGAUAGUGAGAUGGAUAAAGAUCUCUUGAAGUGUAAAAUAGUAUCUGAAAAACUAUUUUCUGUAGAUUAUUUUAAAUUUAUUUUUAAAAAUUUUGGGUUUGGAUUUUUCGAUCAAGAUAAUACAUUGAGCAAACUAAUUGAAGAUCAUAUCAAUGAUACUUCAUUUUUUGCAUUAUAUGCUCAAAAUCUUUUAGAAGCAGCAAUUUCAGAGCGAAGAAUUGAUCUUGUUAAUCAAGUUUUUGAUAAAUGUAUGAAAUUAAUCAUAAAUGAUCCAGCUGAAAUUAAUGUUCUCAAAAUAAUCUCAUCCCUUUCAAUUAAACUUUAUGAGACUUAUCCUGACUAUUUUAAUAGAUUUAUAUCACAAACUUCCUUAUUAUUAAGCCCUAAUCAUAUUUUUCGUGAGCCUAUAGUUUAUACAUCUGAUCCUCAUCUUCACCCACAUACAGCAGAGCCUUAUAUGUUUAAACUUAAAAAAGAAUUAGUUGAUAAACAAUUCGAUGUACCCGCUAUUCAUUUUGUUGUACCGUUAUCAGGCUUUUCAUCAUAUGAUACAGAUUUUUCAUUUUGGAAUGAAAUAUUUGGAAGAACUAAAUCAAAUGGAUUUGUAGAAAUACAAACUCCUGAAUUAUAUUCUAGUUGGAGUGGCGAAGCUUUGCUUAAUUUUAAAUGGAAUACGUUUGGAAAAUAUUAUUAUUAUCUUGAUUGGGCCAUUUUUACACUUUUUCUUAUGACAUUCUCUUUUGCUGUUACGGAAAAUGGUUAUAUCUCAGAAAGUGUUCAAGAAAUUCUUUUGUGGACAUCAAUUAUUCUUGGAUUGUUUUUACUUAUGUAUAUUGAAUUGCGUCAGCUCAUAUUUAAUUGGAAGCGAUAUAUUUUUAAUUUAUGGAAUUGUUUUGAAAGUAAAAACAUGAGUUCAACUGAUGUUAAUACUGAUUUAUAUGCAAGUUUUGAUACUUCACUUUUGGCUGUUUUUUUAUUAAUGACUGGUGAUAAUAGUUCGCUUUCUACUUGGGAUUAUCAUACAAAUCGUGUACUAGUAUUAUUAAUGGUCACAUUUUCUUUUUUUACUGUUAUCUACUUGUUAAAUCUAUUUAUUGGACUAUUAAGCAAUGCUAUUGAAGAGUAUAAUAAUAGGGCUGAAUAUCUAAUACAAAAGGCUGAGAUAGUAGCAGUAAUUGAAUUAUUUUGGCUUUUUCCAAAACAACGAAGGUGGCAACAUUGGUUUCCAGAAUAUGUCUGUUAUACAGCAUAUAGAGAUAAAGUUCAUAAAAAAAUUAUAGAAGUUAAUAAUGAUGAGGAUUUAACAGAAGAUCAAAAGCCAGUUAUUAGUAACGAACUUUUAAAAUUGGCUGGAAUUAAUAUAAAAUCUGAAGAAUCUAAACAAGAAGAAGCAAAUUUAAAAUUAGAUAAUAAUAUUAUUAAAAAGCUUUUAGAGCUAGUUAAUGAAGAUAAAGAAACUGAAUAA